Lotus japonicus is the source of this 650-nucleotide messenger RNA. RefSeq names its product classical arabinogalactan protein 1-like. The coding region runs from base 89 to 481 and encodes 130 amino acids. The record is from RefSeq and is a predicted model, not a curated record. The transcript has a single exon. Lineage: Eukaryota; Viridiplantae; Streptophyta; Magnoliopsida; Fabales; Fabaceae.
CCAAACCCUCAACUUUUCAUCACCGCUUCCUCAUUCUCAAUUCAUAAACCCUAACAAUUCAUUACUUCUCACUUUCUCUCAAUCCACAAUGGCUUCCUCCACCGCUGUUUUCAUGCUAUUGGCCGCAUUGUUGGUCAGCUCCGCCGUUGCUCAAUCUCCGGCGUCUUCACCGGCUUUGUCUCCGACCAAGACACCUGUGGCUGCUUCCCCGAGGAAAUCUCUAUCUCCCUCGCCAGCGGUUUCUCCAUCUGCUCAGACACCGGCGGCAUCUCCUCCUACUCCGGUGGAGAGCGGUCCUUCUCCUUCUCCGGCCACCGUCAACUCUCCUCCGGCUUCCUCUGAUGCUCCUGCUGUUACUCCCUCAUCUAUCUCAUCUCCUCCAUCUGAAGCCCAAUCACCGUCUCAAAACGGCGCCGCUUUGAACAGAUUCUCUGUUGCUGGAUCUGCUGCCGUGGUUUUCGCUGCUGUUUUGUUGAUGUAGAGAGAGAGAGAGAAUUAUGCAGGGUUUUUUCUUCUUUAGUUGAUAGGGAUCCUUAACUUUUUGUUGCUACUUUCUGCGGUUUGAUAAUGAUUCAUUCAUUCUAUUAUUUUGUGUAUUCUGAUUAUUAUUAUCAUUUUUAUGAAUGAGAUACAUUUUGUUUCUUUUUAAA